AUGACUCCAUAUCCACCUCCCCCGAAACGAAGACUUCACCACAUUGGAAAACCACCUGCCUCUCACAAAGGCCCGAAUCAGUUUGACCAGUGUGCAACACGAGAAAAACAUCUCGCUAUUCGAGCAUCUCGAGCCCUUCAGUCACGCCAGCCAGUCAUCUCGCCAUUUUCAAACCUUCCUAUCGAACUCAUAUUUGAGAUCGCGGACUACCUUCCCCCAGCGUCCAGGCUUUGCCUUGCCUUGUGCUCUAGGGGCUUAAUGAAUGUCCUCGACGACUCAAAUUCCCUGCGGAAAUCACCAGAGUUUUGUUAUCCUAGAUCCUUAGAUUCAGAUAUACGGGAGCCUAGAACCCGCAGCUACAUCUUUGAAUCAGGUUUCUGGAAACUACUUUGUCAGCUCGAAGAUUCACGCUUCCGUUGCUGCUCUGCAUGCGUGAAACUACAUCCUACAAAUGAAUUCUCAGAGCAAGCCUUGGAAACGAGAGCAAAGAGUCGAAAUUGCAUGUUUGGCGCACUUGCUGGGGUUGUGCGCCUUUGUCCGUGUGUGAGGAUGACAUUUCGAGGAAAAAUAAAGCUGGUUGAUAAGCUUAGAGAGCGAUCCUCAGGGAAAAAGGACCCCCCGCCGCCCGACCGCGAAGACGUUGUUGCCAUUCCAGGCUGGCACCAAUGUGAAUAUGCUGGCGGGCCCACGAAGAUUAUAGUCACUAUCAACCCUAAACUCGAGCAUGACGGUGAACUAGUGAUUGAAACCAUCUACACUCUCACUGGAUCCAGAAUCCCGUUUGGUCUUAUGAACAUGCCAUAUUUCUGCUGCCCACAUCGCAGCGUAUAUGAUCACAUCGAUGAUAUCACUACUUUAAGACACAUAAGGACGAAAGGGGAUGAUGGUAUCCUGUACAGUAACCCAAGGAAGGUGAAAUGCAAGUACUGCUUAACAACUUCUCUCGAUAUUGAAUGGCAUCAGGACUGGUGGACCGCCAGAAUCACCUACUUGAGAUUUCGCACCUUGAAAUGGAUGGGCCGGGACCUCAUUCAAGCUGAUAAAACUUGGUAUGAGAAUACCGACAAUGCUUUUGAGACGCUCGAAGAGUAUGAGCAGCGUGCAAGAUGGCCUUGGGGCUCGUGGCUCAAUUAUACCGACUUUCCGUUCAUAAGAGGGAAUUCAAUACCUCACUGCGUAGAAGUGCGAGUUCAUCGCUGGUGGCACAUUCACCUUUGUUCCCCUGGGUUGGGCCACCACAGAGGAGUAUCGCUGCGGCCUGGUCCAUCCUCCCCUUCCGCGGCAGGUAGAGACGAGCGUAAGGAACCGACAGCUGUCUCCAAAGCAGAAGUGAAACCACGCAGCACCUUCCCAGUUGGGUCUGCCGCAUUCCUCGUAACGCCUCUACAUUCCUGGACACGUUGCGAACCGUCCUACAAUUUCGGCCGGGUCCGGAGCAGGCCGUCCCUCCUGAGUUUGAGCUGGUUCAGGCUGGGCCCGCCUGAACUUCGCCUUAACCCAGGCCAGUACAAGUGGAGCAUAAUACCGAUUUUUGGCCUCGUUUUUAUUUCUGGCAACGGGUAUUUGCCGGGAGCUUCAUCAAACAUAUCCAGCGUGAUCUAUGAUGUGCGUGAAAAUGUUGAAAAGCUUGAAAAGACCAAACGUCAAGACUCAAAGGGAGACCGCACAACAUCCGUUGACUGGGCCAAUGGUCGCCCAUCGGUUUCUCUGACUGAGACUUGCUCAGCAUUUCGCCCUCAAUCGCCCAAGAUGGACAUGCUCGCAGCACUCACCUCUCUCCUUUCCAUGGGCAUUGUUUAUCCCGCAUCGUUUCUCGCCUCGUUUAUAUACUCGUUGCUGGAGUUCCUUCUACGCCCGUUGCUCCAUCCCCUCCGUCAAGUCUACCAGUUCCAGGGAUUUCUGAUCCGGAUGGUUCUAAAACUAGAGCCGGCAUACACUUUCUUCGGAACCGCAAUCUUUUUCGGAGCGGUUGCGGGAUAUUUGCUGCACUGUACCUUAUGUUCGACGUACGAGGCGUUGGGCGUGGCUCCCACCUCUCAUACGCAACUACGCCUUGGGAAGCCUGGUCAUCUUUCAACUACAAAGCUGAAAGAGAGUGAAAGUGAUGAAUCUGACACAGGCCGUAUGAGUAACAACCGACCACAAGGAUUGUUGAGAAAAACCGGCAUAAGAUCGAGAUAUCCUCGCUGGUGGAUGCAGCGCAAGGAUUCGAUGACUGCAGAUAUAUUGGAGGAGGAGGAUGAUUCACAAUGA
Messenger RNA from Uncinocarpus reesii 1704, 2253 nucleotides. RefSeq lists its product as uncharacterized. The coding region runs from base 1 to 2253 and encodes 750 amino acids. The transcript has 10 exons. Lineage: Eukaryota; Fungi; Ascomycota; Eurotiomycetes; Onygenales; Onygenaceae. The record is from RefSeq and is a predicted model, not a curated record. Gene Ontology annotation, molecular function: protein binding.